AUGUUAUCUCGUCCUGCUCUUCGUACUGCUGCUCGUGCUGCCGUUGCAGCAUCCAGAACUUUAAGAGUUACCCGUCCUACUGCUGUCCGUUUUGCUUCUGCUAAGGCCACCCCAACUGAAGUUUCUACUAUCUUAGAAGAAAGAAUCAGAGGUGUCUCUGAUGAAGCUAACUUGAACGAAACUGGUAGAGUUUUAUCCGUCGGUGAUGGUAUUGCUCGUGUUUUCGGUUUAAACAACAUUCAAGCUGAAGAAUUAGUCGAAUUCUCCUCUGGUGUUAAAGGUAUGGCUUUGAACUUGGAAGCAGGUCAAGUCGGUAUUGUCUUGUUCGGUUCUGAUAGAUUAGUCAAGGAAGGUGAAACCGUCAAGAGAACCGGUAAGAUUGUUGAUGUCCCAACUGGUCCAGAAUUAUUAGGAAGAGUCGUUGAUGGUUUAGGUAACCCAAUUGAUGGUAAGGGACCAUUAAACAACUCCUCUUCUUCAAGAGCUCAAGUUAAGGCCCCAGGUAUCUUACCAAGAACCUCCGUCUGUGAACCAAUGCAAACUGGUUUAAAGUCUGUUGAUGCUUUAGUCCCAAUUGGUAGAGGUCAAAGAGAAUUGAUCAUUGGUGAUCGUCAAACCGGUAAGACUGCUGUCGCCUUAGACACCAUUUUAAACCAAAAGAGAUGGAACAACGGCUCAGAUGAAUCUAAGAAGUUGUACUGUGUUUACGUUGCCGUUGGUCAAAAGAGAUCCACCGUUGCUCAAUUAGUUCAAACUUUAGAACAAAACGAUGCUUUGAAAUAUUCCAUCAUUGUUGCUGCUACUGCCUCAGAAGCCGCUCCAUUACAAUACUUGGCUCCUUUCACUGCUUGUGCCAUUGGUGAAUGGUUCAGAGACAAUGGUAAGCACGCUUUAAUCAUCUACGAUGAUUUAUCCAAGCAAGCUGUUGCCUACCGUCAAUUAUCCUUGUUAUUAAGAAGACCACCAGGAAGAGAAGCUUACCCAGGUGAUGUUUUCUACUUACAUUCCAGAUUAUUGGAAAGAGCUGCCAAGAUGUCCGAUAAGUUAGGUGGUGGUUCUUUAACUGCUUUACCAGUUAUUGAAACCCAAGGUGGUGAUGUUUCCGCUUAUAUUCCAACUAACGUUAUUUCCAUUACUGAUGGUCAAAUUUUCUUGGAAGCUGAAUUAUUCUACAAGGGUAUUAGACCAGCUAUUAAUGUUGGUUUAUCCGUUUCCAGAGUUGGUUCCGCUGCUCAAGUUAAGGCCAUGAAGCAAGUUGCUGGUUCUUUGAAAUUGUACUUGGCUCAAUACAGAGAAGUCGCUGCCUUUGCUCAAUUCGGUUCUGAUUUAGAUGCUUCCACCAAGCAAACUUUAGCCAGAGGUGAAAGAUUAACUCAAUUAUUAAAACAAAAGCAAUACGCACCAUUAGCUGCUGAAGAACAGGUUCCAUUAAUUUACGCUGGUGUUAACGGUCACUUAGAUAACGUUGCCAUUGACAGAAUUGGUGAAUUUGAAGAAGCUUUCGCUUCUCACUUAAAGUCUAACGACUCCGAUAUCUUAGAUGCCAUCAAGACCAAGGGUGAAUUAUCUAAAGAAUUAUUAGAGAAGUUGAAGUCUACCACUGAAUCUUUCGUUGCUUCUUUCUAA
Dujonia railenensis is the source of this 1626-nucleotide messenger RNA. The record is from the annotation of a GenBank genome assembly. Lineage: Eukaryota; Fungi; Ascomycota; Pichiomycetes; Serinales; Debaryomycetaceae.